Myotis brandtii (Brandt's bat) is the source of this 1191-nucleotide messenger RNA. RefSeq names its product apoptosis-associated speck-like protein containing a CARD. Bases 502 to 1119 code for a protein of 205 amino acids. Lineage: Eukaryota; Metazoa; Chordata; Mammalia; Chiroptera; Vespertilionidae. The record is from RefSeq and is a predicted model, not a curated record. Gene Ontology annotation, biological process: regulation of apoptotic process; innate immune response; inflammatory response. The transcript has 4 exons.
GAAUUGGGAGCUACAAGGUUCUGGCUGUUAGGAUUCUGAUUCUAACAUCCUCUGGCAUGUGAGAGAGGAUGCUAAGGUUCAGGGGAAGGGGGAGAUGUCGGGGCUUCUGAAUUUCAAGAUUCUAAGCCUUGGCACGCCAGUAAACUGGGUUCCUGGUCCGUGCCAGCUAGUGCAAGCCUGGAGUCGCGGGCACCACCCAUGAGCGCCUCCCUCUCCCGUCUGGUCUCCCGUGUCCCACCUGGCGGACCAGCUGGAGGAUCGGUUCCUGGCGCCCCCUCUCCAUGGCCAAGGGACUGGCACCGGAGGCCUUGGGAGUGGAGGCGGCGGGAGAAGGGACACAGGGCUAGUCUGGGAUGACCUAACUCCCACCCCAGGGCAACGGGCUGGGGCAGAGGCGGUGUCGGAGAAGGCGGGAAGCUGCAGGUCCCGCCCCAGAGGAGACUUCCUGGUGGGCGGAUACCCCGGUGAGCUGCAGCCGCGGCGGCGGGGGACCCCGGCGCCAUGGCGGGCACGCGGGACGCCAUCCUGGAUGCGCUGGAGGAGCUGACCGCUGAUGAGCUCAAGAAGUUCAAGAUGAAGCUGCUCUCCGUGCCCCUGCGCGACGGCUACGGGCGCAUCCCGCGGGGGGCACUACUGCCCAUGGACGCCGUGGACCUGGCCGACAAGCUCGUCAGCUGCUACCUGGAGCCCCACUCUUCCUGCUGGGGAGGGAGGCUUCCCGCGCUCGGUCCUGACCCCGCGAGCCUGGAGACACCACGGGAAGGGAGAGGAAGGACCCCUUAUGCCGUCUCUUUCCUUACAGGCUCUGGAGCCGCGCCAGCAGGGAUGCAGGCCUCUCCUCCCCAGGUGCCAGCCAUACCAGCCCCGCACUUUGUGGACCGGCACCGGGAGGCCCUCAUUCAGCGGGUCACAGACGUGAACGGCGUGCUGGAUGCUCUGUACGGGAGCAUCCUGAGGGAGGAGCAGUACCAGGCAGUGCGGGCAGAGGCCACCAAUCCAGACAAGAUGAGGAAGCUCUUCAGCUUUGCUCCAGCCUGGAACCUGGCCUGCAAAGAUCGGCUCCUUCAGGCCUUGAGGGUCACCCAACCCUACUUGGUGGACGACCUGGAAAGGAGCUGAGGCAGCAGCUGGAACUACCAGGGGUUGGACGUGCAGAAUGAGUAAUUUUUUUAAAUAAAAAGUCCACUUGUA